Ctenocephalides felis (cat flea) is the source of this 1009-nucleotide messenger RNA. Its product is annotated as mitochondrial carrier homolog 2-like. NCBI's taxonomy places the organism in Eukaryota, Metazoa, Arthropoda, Insecta, Siphonaptera, Pulicidae. Bases 21 to 761 code for a protein of 246 amino acids. The record is from RefSeq and is a predicted model, not a curated record. The transcript is spliced from 5 exons.
CAGUGGGUUACAUUAGAAGAAUGGAUGGCAUUACAGGUUGCUAUCGAGGCCUUACACCUAAACUCCUGGGUAACAUAGCGAGUGUCUUAGGUAGUGAAAAAAUAGCUGAACAGUUAGGUUUGGGUGUACCUCCUGAAAAAGAAGAUGUAAAUGAUGAUGAACUCACAGAUAUUGAAAGGAGGAAGAGAUUUGAAAAGGCAUUGUCAAGAGACAUGAUUCUUCACAUAAGCGGUACAAUAAUUAGUCACCCCUUCCAAGUAAUCACUGUUAGAAUGAUGGCUCAAUUUAUUGGUCAUGAAACCAAAUAUUGUUCAAUUUUGGGAUCAAUUGCAACUAUUUACCAAGAAGAAGGUAUUGGAGGAUUUUUCAAUGGUUUGUUCCCAAGAUUGUUAGGUGAUAUUGCUUGUCUUCUGUUUGCGAGUGCUGUUACAUUUAUCAUUAACAAACAUUUAGUACAGGAUAAGGAAACUCGCAGCUAUGUUGGAGCUAUUGCUACAUUUGUAACAAGCACAAUUAUGUACCCAUUCCAAGUUGUGUCAAAUUGUAUGACUCUUCAUGGAUCAAGAUUGGCUGCAAGUAAACCACCUCAUAUGCCUACUUUCAACAAUUGGCAAGAAUGCUGGGCUCACUUGAAACAACGUGGGGAGCUCAAACGUGGCUCAUCUUUACUGUGGCGUUUCUAUCGGCCCCCGAGUUACGAUGUAGGCGCACUGCCGCCAGCGCCUUCUCCUGAAUUUAGGAAACCUGGUUACAGGCACUAAACAAACGUGGCCAAAAGAUAAAUAAGACUUUUUAAGAACCGAGUCUUCUAUAUAAUUCCACCGUUCAGUUCGUAGUAUCGUGAAUAGUUUAAUGGCAAAAAUGGUACUGACAAGACACAAACUUAAGCAUUCACAUUAUAGGGUUAUGAUUUUUUUUUUGUUACCUCAGUUAUUAUAUUAUUUAUUCAAUGUUUUUAUUUAAAUCAAUAGGAAUAAUUUGUGUGCACAACUCGAGAUCAAUUCUAUAA